AUGAAUAUCGAGCACUUCAAGCGUUUGUUCGCUGUAUCUGGAAUACAAAGACCUGCUGAAGCUGUUUUGAAAAGAUUACUAAAUAACUAUAUUCAUCGCUUUCAUGCUGUGUCUUCUCCUGAGAGUGCUUUCGAAUUGUAUGAUUUUUUCAACAAUCUUCCUGCAACAACAACCAAAGAUAAACUUGAGUAUGACUAUGGUAUAAGAUUGAAUGACCUUUACGAUCCAACUUUUAAUGCCAAUAUUAUAACAGGAGCAGAUAAAACUGGCGCACCAAUAUUGGCCAAAAUAUUGAUGAGUUCAGAAGUACGAAUGACCAAGGAUCUUGAUUUGGAGAAUUCUCUUGUACCUGGUAUCGUUCAAACUAAGAUUUGCUCAGUAUCAUUAGAAGGAAAGGAUUACACGAACCAAUUUUCAGAUGGAAAAUAUUAUUGCCUAAUAAUGCCACAUUAUCCAAGAAGUUUAGCUCUUUUGGCAAACCUUCUUACUUCAGAAACAUUAUUAGAAGAGGGAAAGAAAAUCUUGAAAGCACUCGAAUAUAUUCAUGUCAAACCAGCUAAUAUUUUUGUUAGCACUAAUGGAGAGUGGUUUCUUGGAGAUUUUGGUUCGUGUGUGAAAAUUGGAGAAACAGUGGUAUCAUGUUCAGAAGCGUAUCUUCCCUUCAAUGGAGUUGGAAGAGAAAAAGCAAGAGUUGGAUUUGAUUUCUUCAUGUUAGCAGUUAGUUUGGUUGUUCUUUUGAUUGACCUGAAACAGAUUAUGCACGACAACAUUUUGUCCAUUAAUAUUAGCAAGCUCAACAAGGCAAUUGACUCAAUUUCUUGCGAGCCAUUGAAAUUCUUUAUUCUCAAGGCUGAUCUAGGACAAGACUGUGAAUCAAAAUUUUCUAUUCAGUUAUGA
This is a messenger RNA of Naegleria fowleri, 897 nucleotides long. RefSeq lists its product as uncharacterized. The record is from RefSeq and is a predicted model, not a curated record. The coding region runs from base 1 to 897 and encodes 298 amino acids. The transcript has a single exon. NCBI's taxonomy places the organism in Eukaryota, Heterolobosea, Eutetramitea, Acrasida, Naegleriidae.